AAUACGUACAAAUCAGCUGCCAAAAUAUCUAAAAAUUUGUUUUCUUUUUUGACAUUGCAUUUACUCUGAGAUGGAUAAACUAACGACAAUUAGUGCAACGCUAUUCAUGGCCGCCGAUGUGUUUGCGAUCGUGAGCCUGGCCCUGCCAGAUUGGAUAAUCACGGAGUCCGGAACUGGUGACAUCCGUCUGGGCCUCAUGUGGACCUGCAUGACUCUGUAUAACCGGCCACAGGUGUGCUACACCCCCGAUCUGCAGCCAGAGUGGCUAGUUGCCCUGAUUUGCAUAUUCAUGGGCUGCAUAUGCGUGACUACUACCGUGAUACUUCUGGCUUCUUCCUCCUGCAAUCGGAACGUGAUCUCCUACGCUCGCUGGGUGGGAUUCACAGCCAUGGUGCUGUUCUGCAUGGCGGCGGUCGUCUUCCCGCUGGGCUUCCACAUCGAGGAGAUCGGCGGGCAGGCCUACCAGCUGCCCAAUACCUUUAAGAUCGGAAUCUCCUACAUCAUGUUCGUGCUGGCCCUGUGGAUUACCGUGGUUUCGGAGCUGUUCGCCGGAAAGGUCUGCCUACCGCACUUCUAGAGGCGCGAGGACGGCAUCUCUGGCUUCCUGAUAUCGUUUGCAGUUUGCUCUGUGAUUUGUUAUACCUUCUGUUUCUCCCUGAUUUCCCUCGCCUUGGAUUCUCUAGAGUCCAAGCCCGACUCGAAGUCCCCCUAGCGUUUAAGAGCUUUUAGUUGUAGCGCUCCAAUAGAAACGACUCAUAUCUGGGAUGAGGAUAUAUGCUUGACACCUGUUUAUCCCGAAUCUCCUUAGUUCUUAAAACGAAACAAAUUUCUCAAUUUCUGACAUUAUAAAACAUCUUGUAUCCUAUCCAACCAGGAAGAUUAGAAAUAGCCGAUGAAGAUUUAUGUCACCUUUUAGAGAUUUUCACUUCCUCAGAACUCGUUCUAACCAAAUAGUACAAUUUUGUUUACAUUAAUAUGUAUAGCAAGAGCGAUAUAGCAUCCAAUUUAAAGUGUCCCUAGAUUUUAAGACCCUUACUUUAUGUUUUAUUAGUAUUCAGUUUUAUUUUUUAACAGGGUACACUCACUAAAACAUAGGCAAUCGUUAGUAAAACCUUCCUAAGCUUUCUAACACUUUUUUUAAAUGGUUGCGAUAAUUUAGAUUGGUAUAAGCUCAACUUUUAUUUAAGGUUUUAUAUUCAUGAAAUAAGGUUUUAUAUUCAUGAAAAAUAUAUAACUUAAGACUUAAACGUAAACGCCAAGCUAAUACACACAAUUUCUUGCACCUGCUUUUCAUAUUUUGGA
Messenger RNA from Drosophila serrata, 1302 nucleotides. RefSeq lists its product as uncharacterized. The record is from RefSeq and is a predicted model, not a curated record. Gene Ontology annotation, biological process: negative regulation of smoothened signaling pathway. Lineage: Eukaryota; Metazoa; Arthropoda; Insecta; Diptera; Drosophilidae. Gene Ontology annotation, cellular component: ciliary membrane; Golgi apparatus.